Molecule: messenger RNA, 2547 nt
Organism: Colletotrichum spaethianum
Lineage: Eukaryota; Fungi; Ascomycota; Sordariomycetes; Glomerellales; Glomerellaceae
Exons: 1
Coding region: 1-2547 (848 amino acids)
Biological process (GO): protein phosphorylation
Molecular function (GO): ATP binding; protein kinase activity
Source: RefSeq, a predicted model, not a curated record
AUGGAUGGAUCAAUGGGUAUAGAAGAACUGACAAGGCGGCUGCGAGAGGCGGAGCAACGCGCCGAGGAAGCAGAGAGAGAACGGCAGGAAGAGCGAGAACGCGCCGAGAGGGAACAGCAACGCGCCGAGGAAGCAGAGAGAGAACGACAGGAGGAGCGACAACGCGCCGAGAGGGAACAGCAACGCGCCGAGGAAGCAGAGAGAGAACGACAGGAGGAGCGACAACGCGCCGAGAGGGAACAGCAACGCGCCGAGAGGGAACAGCAACGCGCUGAAGCGUCAGAGCAACAAACCCAGCCCACCACACUCGACGAAUACAUUGCUGCCUGCCAUUCUUGUGUAUUCUCCAGCUUUGACAUUGAACGGAACCCGAAAUUGACAUCGAAGGGCCCCAUCACCAAUCCGCGAAACAAAUGGUGUCCCACAAAUCUCCGACCAUGGCCUGACUUUAUUCAGCAACAGAGAAUCACAUUCGGCACGCUCUACGACACCUUCCCUACCGACAGUCGCCUUUUCGAGAACCGAGCCUUCCUCGUCGGCUUAGGAAACCGGAUCUCGAAGCGCAGGAUAGCAGACGAGAAGACGCUCGAGUACUUCCUGCACAACAGCGUCGAGGAUCCCGUCAGGGCGAUCAUAGACCAGCUCAAAGAGGUGGAAGAGGUCAGAAGCGCAUUUCAUCUGGGAAACGGCAUCGUUUUCGAGAACCAUCCGCAUGCCAUCAGCGACCUUGCUGAGGAGGUCGUCGACCGCGACACCCCAUCAACACCACCGUCCACGCCAGACCACGGCCUCGAUCUCAACCAGCUACGACCCGAUCAGAUCUGCGUCUACCGAUCCAACAAUGCGGGCUCGGCGAGACGCACAAUGGUUUACAUUUCCGAGUAUAAGACGCCUCACAAGUUGACCGCGCCGCACCUUCGUCUCGGACUGCGGCCGAUGGAUAUCUACAAGGACGUGGUCAACCGGAAGACUAUCCCGACGUCGGUGGACCCAGAGGCACGUUUCCAGUAUCACGCGGAGAGGCUGACUGCAGCCGCCAUCACGCAGACCUACCACUACAUGAUCGAGGGGGGGCUCGAGUACGGUCUAUUGACGACGGGCGAGGCGAUCGUGUUUCUCAAGGUCGACUGGCGGGAGCCUGAGACGCUUUUCUAUCACCUAGCAGAGCCUGGUGCCGAAGUGUUGGCCCAUCCAAAUCAUCUUCACUUGUGCACGGCAGUGGGGCAGUAUCUGGCCUUUAGUCUCAUGGCGCUGGGUCUGCCGGGUGAACGGCGGUUGCGUGGGCAAGACGAGCGCCGCCAAGCUACGGAAAAAUUGAAGACGUGGAUGGAAGAUUUCGAGACGACGCUACGAUCGAUUCCGGAGGACGAACGACAGGCGCCGGAUAGUUCACCCGGCUACCAGCCUGAAGCGUACGAGGGUGUCGACCGAUCUCCGUGCCUUCUCCGAGGAAAGAGACGGCGACGUGUGGGAGAUGAGCCCGUGAGGGAACAUGACCAAAGGGAGCCAGGAGAAUCAUCUGACGACGAGGCAGCACGGGACCUGCCAGACACGCCGAGCCCGACAGAACGGCGGGUACGUCAAGAAGGCCGGGGAGGUCAGGGAACUCGACGCAGUAAGCGGAUUCUAGCGCGGCGGCCGCGGGGCGGGGGCGGAGGAGGGGGAGGAAGCAACGAGCAAGACAGGCCCUACUGCACCCAAAAGUGCCUGUUAGGGCUCGUCAACGGCCGGGUUCUCGACGCAAGAUGCCCGAACAUGGCACUUCACAACAGGCAGCCCGAGAAUCACCGCAGUCACUGCCGUGGCCCAAGCCGCAGCUGUGUCCGUCAUCCAAUCGAUCACGCUCAAUUCCUUGAGCUUCUCUGGGAACAGCUAGAACGGACACUAGACGACGGGAUCACGCCGUUGGGGCAGGGUGGUGCGCGCGGCGUACUGUUCAAGGUGAGCCUGCUUGCGUAUGGCUAUACCUUCGUUAGCAAGGGCACGGUUCGGGCAUUUGCCAAAGACCUUGAGCACGAGGCGGCGGUUUACAAACGUCUGCAGCCGGUCCAAGGUACUCACGUGCCCGUGUUCCUCGGGACCAUCGACCUCCGAUUGAUGGACAGGAUUUAUUACUAUGACCACCGAGUGUAUGUGGUACACAUGACAUUUCUGUCGUGGGGAGGAUAUGACCUUGAUUCGACAGGAAUUGUGGGUGGCGGGGGUGAACAGCUCGAAGGGAAGGCGAUGCGGUCGUUGCGCGCAAUACAUCAACAGGGCGUAGUCCACAAGGAUGUACGGACGGCAAACAUGCUGUUCAAUGCGGAGAUUAACGGGGUUAUGAUGAUCGACUUUGAAAGAGCGCUGCUGCUGGAGCCACCCCGUCGUCCGUUGGCUCAGCUGGUGCCGAACAAGCGAGGAUGGAAGCCAGAGGCGAAAGAUUCCAGCAAGUCGGCACAGAAAUCAAGCGAUCGAGGUCCGGUCAGCGGGGCAUUUUCCGAGGACAUUGGGAUGAUGAAGAUGGUAUUCGGAGAACUAUGUCACAGCCUGCGCACUAAUUGCAUAUAA